Molecule: messenger RNA, 598 nt
Organism: Periconia digitata
Lineage: Eukaryota; Fungi; Ascomycota; Dothideomycetes; Pleosporales; Periconiaceae
Source: the annotation of a GenBank genome assembly
CCGUCGACUUACUGCAUGCCACUCAGCUCUCGGGGACAAGAAAACGAUCUUGAAAUUGUGUACCCUCACCAAAUCGAAUCCAAACAUCAAUUUACAAUCCUUCACAAAAGUUAUCUAUACUACUGCGGGACCAUAAAAUAUGAAGCUAUUUGGCGAUCUCUCAGUACUUGCGAUUGCGCUCGCACUUUCCAGCGGUGUUGAAGCAAGAAGACCAAAAGGUGGGGCAGGCAGUACAGGAGGGGUCGGCUGGUCGUGUGAUUACCAGGGUGCCACGAAUGACGAUCUAAAAAAUGCCGUUUCCGACUUCGACAAAUUAUUCGGGACUAGGACACUACGAACGGCUGGAAAUCAAUGCUACUGGUCUAUUUGUCGCGGCUUUGCCUUUGGUUUCUGCAACUCCUCAAGCCGGACGCGGGAUGAGAAGAGUGGCGAAAGAGAGAAAGCCAUGAAUACAGAUCUUAACGGUGGGAAUUCUUGCCGCCUCUCAUUUCAACCAAUCGCCGACGAUUAUGUUGCAUACAAAUUUGUUAGGGAGAGCGACGUUAGAAUCUGCGAAAAGAAUUGCGGUCUUUUCAAGAAUGAUGUCAGGAGGUGCUAG